AAUUCCAGUGGCUUCUUCCAGGUCGACUGCCAGCCUCCCGAAACGCUGACUAAGACGAUGCUUAUCCUGAAUGUCACAGAAACCAUGUCACAGGUACUCUGUGAGUCGAAGAGCCCUCCUCUAGGUGACAAACUGGCCACACUUCUGUGCCGAGCAGCAAAAUCUACCUUCGACCCAAAUCAAGAUCAGUGCCAUAUACAGCUGGUGCCUGGCGUUCCGGGAAUCCAUGCAUUGGCAAUCCAAGAAAUCAGUAUCCAGACAAACCUCCUCCCCAGUGAUGUAUAUAAAUUGCUGAAAGACAAGUGGGAUGAAGCGACGGCGGUGGGAGUCAGUGGCAUGCAGUUUGGAGACCAAGGGCCACCGGAAGAGACUGAGGACCGGUUNUAUCAAUCAUUCCAUAGCAAUCAAAGCUAUUCUUAA
Molecule: messenger RNA, 420 nt
Organism: Hipposideros armiger (great roundleaf bat)
Lineage: Eukaryota; Metazoa; Chordata; Mammalia; Chiroptera; Hipposideridae
Gene: PODXL
Product: podocalyxin like
Exons: 4
Coding region: 58-420 (120 amino acids)
Biological process (GO): regulation of microvillus assembly; negative regulation of cell-cell adhesion; cell migration
Cellular component (GO): apical plasma membrane; microvillus membrane
Source: RefSeq, a predicted model, not a curated record